AUGCUUUUCCAGGCCUCACAGAGCUGGCCAGCCUCCGCCCUCGUCCGAGCAGCCAUGGAGGCCCUGGGUCCCGGAGGUGGCCGCACCUCCCCGGCCUCGUCCACUCGUAGCCUGGACUCGCGGCGAUUGUCCGCGCCCACCGACUCGGCCUACAGCUCUCUCUCCGCCGCCUCAGGAGGUCCUGAGCCUCCUGAAACUCCUGAGCCGUCGCCUUCGCCGGGGACCCAGCAACUUCCCUACCUGGACUGGGACUACGUGCGCGUGGUGUGGGGCGGCCCGGCCCCCGCCGCCAGGCUUGGCACUUCCCCGCAGCCCCGGCCCGCGGCCGCCGCACGCAGUGGGCCUCCUGCCCCCGAAAAGGGGACCCCGGGACCGCUCAGCCGCCAGACUACCCCGCUGCUGUACGCGCUGGCGGCCGAGGCUGAGGCCGCGGCGCGGGCCGCCGAGCCGCGCAGCCCGCCCGCUUCGCGGGCCGCCUACCGCCAGCGGCUGCAGGGCGCUCAGCGGCGAGUGCUCCGGGAGACGUCCUUCCAGCGCAAGGAGCUCCGCAUGAGCCUGCCCUCCCGCCUGCGGCCCGCGGCCCCCGCGCGGCCCUCUGCCGAGCACCCGCGCUCCGCCUCGCUUAGCCACCCGGGCGGGGAAGUAGUGCCGGCGCGCUCAGGGGCUCCCACCCAGCAGCGGAAGUGGUGCUUCUCAGAGCCAGGGAAACUGGAUCGCCUGGGUAGGGGCCCUGGGUUGGCGAGGCAAUGCUCCGGAGAGGCCUGCUCCAGCUCUGGCUUCAUUGGGCCGGAGCCUCGGGAAUGGCAGCAGAGGACACUGGCUGAGUUUGAAGAUCACCAGAUCAGAUGGCUGCCUGCGACCCAGCCCCCAAGCAUAGAGGACCCAAAACCCCGGUCCUUGAAGCUUGGCAAUGCCUACAGGCCCGCCGCCAGUCGGAGUCGGAGUGCUUCCAGGGAAGUCUUGGCCCCCUGGGGAAGUCCAGAAGGUGUCAUGCCCAUUGCCCAGGCUGUUCCCCAAGGAGCAGAAACCCCUAGACCACCGUUGCAGAACAAACUUAACAGGUUCCUGAAUCAGAAGGAAGCUGCAGAAGUGUGUCUUGCAGAGGGACCCCACAGCAGUCCCUCUGACUGUGAGCAGAGGGGCUCAGAGAACUGUGUUGUGUCUGUUCGGCUCCCAUCCCUUCCUGAUGAUGAAGUUUUCCUGGAAGAAGCCCCCCUGGUCAGAGCAAGAUCACCUGCAGACUCCCAGACUCCCCUGAGGCUCCCAACCUGUGUCCAUGUCUCUGACCAGGAGUACGGAGCUGGCUUGAGUCAAAGGACUGACCAAGCUAUAAUCCCCCCAGAGCAGCCCCUCCAUGAGAACCCAGAAACUGCAGGGGUGGAUGAGUGUUGGCAGGGGUUAAACAGCUCUGUGAAUGUUCCCAGGCCUACAUGCUGUAGCCCCGCUGAGGCUGCAAAUGGUGACAUCCUUACAUUUGACCCCACUGGACUGCUGACCACUGUUCCCCCCACAGCUGCAGAGACUGACCUGAAACCUUUCCCAGGUGAUACCCUGGGACCUCCAGACAAUGAUACCCCAGGGCCCCCUGACCACAGUGCCCUGGCUUGGGGCCCUGGGGAGCCUGGUCCUCAGUCAACAUGGGCCAGUCCACGCCUCGAGGAGCUGGUUCAGGAGCUGGCCAGAUUGGAUCCCUCUCAGAGUGACACUUUCACUUCCUAUCCCAGCCCAGAGCCAUCCCUGGGCCUGCUAGAUGGACUGAUUCCUUUAGCUGAGGUCUGGGCUGCAAUGAGACCAGCCUGUAGGGAGGCUGGAGAGGAGGCUGCUGGUAAUUCUGAGCCAGGGUCCUAUCUACUUAACUCCACCCGGCACCUGCCAACUUCUCAGGAGGAGACAAGGCCUGAAAACCUUACCACCCACGUUGUGCCUGACCAACCAUGUGACCAGGGUGCACUAAAGCCAAAUAACAGCAUCCAAGCCAAGAAAGCAGAGCUGGCAGACCUCCUCCAAAAGAUGCUAAGGGACCUUCAGGCCGAGCAGAAGCAGCUGCAGGGAGCGGCCCAGGCUUGGGCCAGGCGCGGAGCUGCUCUGGAGGCCGCUGUCGGCCAGGCCUGUGCACCCCACGAGCUGGAGCGGUUCAGCCGGUUCAUGGCCGACCUAGAGCGCGUGCUUGGCCUCCUGCUGUUGCUGGGCAGUCGCCUGGCCCGCGUGCACCGCGCCCUGGCCCGGGCGGGUGCAGACAGCGACCCUGAAGAGCAGGCCUCUCUGCUGCAGCGACUGGGGCUCCUGCAGCGGCAGGAGAAAGAUGCUAAGGAGCUGAAGCAGCACGUGGCGCGGCGGGAGCGAGCCCUGCGCGAGCUGCUGGCGCGCGCACUGCCCGCAGAGGAGCUGAGCGCCUACCGCACCCUGUUGGCCGGCAAGGCCGCCGUCCUGGCCCAGCAGCGCAGCUUGGACGAGCGGGUCCGCCUUAUUCAGGACCAACUGGACGCAGUCAGGAACGACCUUGGCCGUCCCUCGCCUCCCAGGCCGGCCUUCCCCUCAGGGACCCAUCCUCCGGAUAAACCGCCCUUCCCCCCUCCCCUCAUCUAGUUACAGGCGGUGAGGGUGGGGAGCAUUGCCCUUGCCUCUCACCCACAUGAUUCCGGAUGACGCUGGUUUAUUCGGUGCUUUUCCCUUGGGGUGGGGAAGACCCAGGCCCGGCUUUGCCGGGGUACUUCUUCCAAGU
This is a messenger RNA of Budorcas taxicolor (takin), 2722 nucleotides long. It is a transcript of the gene SHROOM1, whose product is annotated as shroom family member 1. Bases 1 to 2586 code for a protein of 861 amino acids. The record is from RefSeq and is a predicted model, not a curated record. Gene Ontology annotation, cellular component: apical plasma membrane; apical junction complex; adherens junction. Gene Ontology annotation, biological process: cell morphogenesis; actin filament bundle assembly. NCBI's taxonomy places the organism in Eukaryota, Metazoa, Chordata, Mammalia, Artiodactyla, Bovidae. The transcript is spliced from 7 exons. Gene Ontology annotation, molecular function: actin filament binding.